AUGUGUGCGCCCCUCUGUCUCUCCCUCGUUAUUUCUCUCCUUGGCUGGAUUUCCCUAAAACCUCUGGAAGGGGUAGGCGCUUUCCUGAGUCCCGGCCCCCCGCCCCGCUGGCCGUGUUCUGCGGUGGGUGCUCGCUGUCUGGGCGAGGAGCGCAUCCCCAGCAUGGACCUGGUCGCCUUGCUGAAGUCUCACUUCCUCUGCCACCUCAUCUUCUGCUACGUCUUCAUUGCCUCGGGGCUCAUCAUCAACACCAUUCAGCUCUUCACGCUCCUUCUCUGGCCGGUUAACAAGCAGCUCUUUCGGAAGAUCAACUGCCGGCUGUCCUACUGCGUCUCCAGCCAGCUGGUGAUGCUGCUAGAGUGGUGGUCGGGUACAGAGUGCGUCAUCUACACGGACCCCCGGGCCUACCCCAAGUACGGGCAGGAAAACGCCAUUGUCGUCCUGAACCACAAGUUUGAAAUCGACUUCCUCUGCGGCUGGAGCCUGGCUGAGCGCUUUGGGGUCUUAGGGGGCUCCAAGGUCCUGGCCAAGAAGGAGCUGGCCUGCGUCCCCAUCAUCGGCUGGAUGUGGUACUUCACCGAGAUGGUCUUCUGCACGCGCAAAUGGGAGCAGGACCGCAAGACCGUCUCCGAGAGCCUCCUGCACCUGCGCGACUACCCCGAGAAGUACUUCUUCCUGAUUCACUGCGAGGGCACGCGGUUCACGGAGAAGAAACACCAGAUCAGCAUGCAGGUGGCCCAGGCCAAGGGGCUGCCCAGCCUCAAGCACCACCUGCUGCCUCGCACCAAAGGCUUCGCGGUGACCGUGAGGAGUUUGAGAAAUGUAGUUUCAGCUGUAUAUGACUGUACACUCAAUUUCAGAAACAAUGAAAAUCCAACCCUGCUGGGAGUCCUCAAUGGCAAGAAAUAUCAUGCAGAUUUAUACGUUAGGCGGAUUCCUCUAGAAGAAGUCCCGGAGGAGGAGGACAAGUGUGCGGCCUGGCUGCACAAACUCUACCAGGAGAAGGAUGCCUUCCAGGAGGAGUACUCCCGCACGGGCACCUUCCCCGAGACACCCGUGGUGCCCCCGCGGCGGCCCUGGACGCUCGUCAACUGGCUCUUCUGGGCCUCGCUGCUCCUCUACCCCUUCUUCCGCUUUGUCGUCAACAUGGUCAGCAGCGGCUCCUCCCUGACGCUCGCCAGCUUCGUCCUCGUCUUCUUCGUGGCUUCCAUGGGGGUCCGAUGGAUGAUCGGCGUCACGGAAAUUGACAAGGGCUCUGCCUAUGGCAACAUGGACAGCAAGCAGAAACACAGCGACUGA
Rangifer tarandus platyrhynchus (Svalbard reindeer) is the source of this 1299-nucleotide messenger RNA. Lineage: Eukaryota; Metazoa; Chordata; Mammalia; Artiodactyla; Cervidae. The record is from the annotation of a GenBank genome assembly.